AUGUAUGCCACCGGUAUUGUGCGUUCUCCCAAGCACCUCAUCGACAGAAUGAACCUUGAAAAGCAUGACCACUACGUCGUCUGCUUUGCCACUAUCACACGCAAUAGCCCCGGGCAUCCAUCCAACAGAACGACGGCGACCGAAGGGGAUGUGUGUCGAUAUCACCUGUGGGUGUUCGACGCUCCGCCGCUUGUCCUCCCUGCGCUUGAGGAAGACCUUAUCGUUCUGAAUGGUCCUAGCAACAUCAAGAUCAGAUUGAGUGGCUUCGAGAAAGGAGUCCCGACAGGAUGGUUGGAGAGGAUUACCGAUAACCUAAGAGCUCGCAUACAGGCUUCUUACUAG
Messenger RNA from Colletotrichum orchidophilum, 342 nucleotides. RefSeq lists its product as uncharacterized. The coding region runs from base 1 to 342 and encodes 113 amino acids. Lineage: Eukaryota; Fungi; Ascomycota; Sordariomycetes; Glomerellales; Glomerellaceae. The transcript has a single exon. The record is from RefSeq and is a predicted model, not a curated record.